UCGAUUUCCCCAUAGACCGUGUUUAGUCAUGCCAUCCUGGCAGGAACUUGUCGCUGAUAAGCAGCAGCGCCAGAAAGCUGCAAUACCGCGCGAGUGGCUCAUAACCCCUCCUCCUAACUCACAGCUUGAUGUAACCGAUGUCCCGCGCACAUGUGGUAUACUGACUCCACAAGAGCUUGCUAUAACAGAGACCGAAGAUGUCGCCGUUCUGCUAACCAAACUCGCAUCUGGUGAAUGGACCUCCGUUGAUGUAACGCGUGCAUUCUACAAGCGGGCUAUCAUUGCCCAACAAGUCACUAACUGUUUAACGGAAAUUUUCGUUGAGCGUGCUCUGGCUCGCGCAGCUGAAUGCGAUCGAUACCUCAAGGAGAAUGGAAAACCCAUAGGCCAUCUUCAUGGUCUACCAGUCUCGCUCAAGGACCAAGUUCGCAUCAAAGGACUCGAAACCACAAUGGGUUAUGUCUCCUGGAUAGGUGACUAUGCUGAACGUGACGCUACAUUGACUACUAUUCUGUACGAGGCAGGCGCAGUCCCUUUUGUCCGUACGAAUAUCCCACAAACACUAAUGUAUGGCGAAACCCAUAAUAGUAUCUUUGGGCGAACCGUCAAUCCGCUCAACCGCAAUCUGACCUGUGGUGGGUCCUCAGGCGGUGAGGGUGCCCUCAUUGCAAUGAAGGGUAGUCCACUUGGUGUCGGUUCCGACAUUGGCGGUUCUAUCCGGAUUCCCAGUGCAUUCUGUGGUGUCUAUGGCUUACGACCUUCAUAUAACCGGAUUCCUUACGAGGGUUCGGCGAACUCGAUUGAAGGGCAAGAUUCCGUUCCCUCCGUGCUCGGCCCACUUUCGACUUCGCUUUCAGGCGUAAAAGCGUUCACGAAAGCUGUCGUCGAUUUAAAACCCUGGGCGAAGGACCCACUCGCGAUACGGAAGGCUUGGGAUGAGGAUGCGUAUCAGCUCAAGGAACACGGAGAUGGGAAGGAUCUGUGCUUUGCAAUUCUCUGGAGUAACGGAAGCACACUCCCAACUCCGCCUAUCCAUCGUUCCUUGGAAAUAACGAAGAAAGCAUUAGAAACGCAAGGCAUAAAAGUAAUUGACUGGCCCGCGCACCUAUUUGACUAUGCCAGGCUAACACUACUUUUGGAAUACAUUUGGGGAGCAGGCUCGGCAGAAGACUAUGCUGCCGUAGUUGAAAAAACAGGCGAGCCUAUCCUUACAACGAUGGCACUCGACGGCGUUACAAUACACAACGACUGGUUUCCGGAAAUUAAGCCCUUGUCAGCAUUUCAGCUAUGGCAAUACCAGAAGGAGCGUGCGGUGUUGCGCAAGCAGCAUCUAGACCUUUGGGAAUCCACGCGAGAGCUUUCUGGGACGGGACGUCCUGUCGAUGCAAUUAUCUGCCCCGUCGCGCCGCUUGCAGCAGCUCCACAUGGAAAGAAUGUAGACUUCGGCUACACUGGAAUAUGGAACGGUCUUGAUUACCCAGCUUGUACCUUCCCUGUUUCCAAGGUCGAUCUCUCUGUGGACUUGAAGCAGCCACGAGAUACGUUUUUGAGUAAGGUUGAUGAGUUCGUACAUAAUAUAUAUGAACAUGAAGAAUGGAAGAACGCACCGACUGCCUUGCAGCUUGUAGGACGCACACUUGAGGAAGAGGCAGUCAUUGCCAUGACCGAGAUUGUCGAUAGGGCUCUCAAAGCAGAAAGGGUAAAGUGAAGAAAUAAAGAGAAAUCCCUUCGUUAACUUUAGCAUACACAUUCCAUGGAGGAACACAUGUACAGUAUCUGAAAUAAAUUCACUGCUUGUAGCAAUAUGAAACAGC
This is a messenger RNA of Fomitiporia mediterranea MF3/22, 1814 nucleotides long. RefSeq names its product general amidase. The transcript is spliced from 9 exons. Lineage: Eukaryota; Fungi; Basidiomycota; Agaricomycetes; Hymenochaetales; Hymenochaetaceae. The record is from RefSeq and is a predicted model, not a curated record. Bases 29 to 1708 code for a protein of 559 amino acids.